Dentiscutata erythropus is the source of this 165-nucleotide messenger RNA. NCBI's taxonomy places the organism in Eukaryota, Fungi, Glomeromycota, Glomeromycetes, Diversisporales, Gigasporaceae. The record is from the annotation of a GenBank genome assembly.
GAUGGGAAUGAAAAUGAAGACAGUUGGAAUAUAGACAACAAUGAAGAUAGUUUGAAUGAAAGCAGUUCUAGUAAUUCGAAUCAGCCAUUUAAACUGGAUGAAAAUUAUGAAGAGGAUAUAUAUUAUAAUGAUGAAAUAGCCGAUUAUACUAAUGUCUGGGAUUAA